CUUUAAAAGUGACUUUCAAAUGUCCCCAGAACGACAAUGGUCGCGCGCGCGCGCGCGCACGCACGCACGCACGCAAACCUCAGUGGAAUAUUUUCAAAUGGUCUUUACGUUGACACGGUGUGUUUACGUGUGGAGAGAACGAGAGAGAGAGAAUCCGUGGGAGGAUGUGGCCGGGUCUCCUCCUCGCUUACAGUUUCCAAGCUGACACACACAACAGAUGAGCAACAACCAAAGACCCCGCCCCCGUUUGUCGGCAUAUAUUACACAUUUUAUCACUCAACGUCACCGAAUACAUUUGGCCUUCAGUCGAGAAGAAAUGCUGUUGGAGUGUUUAGUAUUCGGCUUGAUAUCAUGGUCUAUGACAGAGGGUCGCCAUGAAGUACAGGAGGUGUUUGCUGAGUCCAACUCCAAAGUUGUACUCCCGUGUGUUUGCAACGCUUCAUCUCCAGCCAUCACAUGGAGGAAACCCAACCAAGGUACCGUGUGGAGACAGGAGAAGAGCGGGAUGCAGUUCUGGGGCUCCAAAUGGCUGCAGAGAGGAGCCCAGCGUGUGCAAUGCCCUCACCCCCAGUUAGACAGAGGCGACUGCAGUCUGCACAUCAACAACGUCAGGGAGGACGACGGCGGCAUGUUUGUGUGCACGUUCAACAGCGGCGGACAGUCCAUGACACGCUCGGUUAGGCUGAGAGUCAUCACAGUGUCUUUCUCGUCGGUGUCCCCUGUGGCCGGGAUAAAGGUUUCCAUGCGCUGUGAUGUGUCACCUCAGCCUGUGGGUGCCAACGUGCAGUGGAGACUGAACAACAGCACAUUUGUGUCUACAAGUGGAGAGAACCCUAAAGCGGCUCAGUGGACUGUGGAGGAAACGGCCAGCGUGACCCUGACAGGAAAGUGGACUUGCGUGGUGGUCCACCAGGGCUUGGUGGGCCGAGCAUCUGCAGAUUUAACCGUGAAAGGAAUCAUCCAUCCAUCUAGAGAUGAUGUACAGAUGUACGCAGCUGUGGGAUGUGCAGCCACCCUCCCUUGUGUCUUCUCCCCUGGACUAAUCCCUUCUGAGACCAGCUGGCACAAACCUUCUGGUCCUCUUCCUCCUUCCUUUUUGUCUUCAUUGCCAGCUUUCAAACCUGCUUGGGACCAGUCGGCCCGGCUGGGAAAUGUCAGUCUUGAAGAUGAGGGGAUUUACAGAUGUGCAGGUGUGGUUGGAGGACAAAGCCUGUCUCGAAGGAUGCAGCUCGUCGUCGCUAAAGUUGGCCGCAGCGUCUCAUGGAGGAAAACAGUGGCACUGACAUGUCAGCUGACGGACACCAGCGAGGUCGCCCGUUACCAGUGGGUUCACGUGACCUUUGCCCCCAGCGGCACACCAUUGGUUGAAGCCAUCCAGGAAGGAAAGACUCUUUAUAUGACAAACGGGAACGAUGAGGGUGUUGGAGAAUGGGUGUGUCGCUUUUACAGUGAAGAAGGCCUUCUGGGAAACGUAACACAUCGCAUCACUCCUCAGCAUGGUCAUCUAAUUGAGUCAACGAGUCCUUUCUACAACAUAUCAAUGGCGCUCAGUCUCAGCGUUCUCCUCUUUCUUUUGGUUCUGAGUGUGGGUCAGCUAUACAAGCAUCACCAGAGGAGGACACACAUCUCCCACUUUUCUCCACUGGAGACGAUUCUUCACACUAGUUCCAAUGAGUAUGACAAAGGAGAGAAAUGCCAAGAGAAAAAGUGAAGACACAACACACCUGCUUGUAUUUCCACUGCACUUAAGUGUGGACUUUUUUUGUAGAUUUUUGUACAUUAUCUUAUUCAAUGUCUGCUACUGUACAUAAAGACAGUUUACUUUACAGAAUGGAGGAAAAAAAAGACAGAAAACCACAGAUUUGGUGUGAAAUGACUCGUAAUAUAAAUAUGAAGUACAACAUCGAUAAAUUACAUGAAUGUACAUCAAAUGUAAACCACAUUCAAAAGGUUCCAAAAUGAUUAUGUACUACAGGAUGUAGCACAGUGUCUUUACUACACCUCACUACAUUGCUCGUAGUUUUGCUCGGAAACAUCGCCGUACGUCAGAGAUUGGCUGUCGUCUUCCACAAUGCCUACCGGAAAGUAGUUCAUCGUCCCCGUGUCAGCUAAGAAGCAGCCGGACGAGUCCACGUUGUUGCCGUUUGUAAAGGAAGGACUAAACAGGAAGAGAUGCACACACAAAUUAAAAAGCCUAAAAUGAUACAUAUCAUAUUUUUGGGAAUAUAAGGCACACUUAAAAUCCUUUAAUUUUCUCAAAAAUUGACAUAACCCGGUGCACCUAAUGUACGUAUUAAUGCAAUUGUGCUUACCGACCUCGAAGCAAUUUUAUUUAAUACAUGGUGUAAGGAUAAGUGUGACCAGUAGAUGACAGUCGUGCAGAAGAGAUACGUGUGGUCUGCAGAUUGAAACCUGUCCAAUAAAUAACGCUAGCAAGGACCCGUAAGCAAGCAAAGCCAAAACUUUGAUGUUUUAUUGCGAAUCGAGAACAUUAUACACGGUGCUCAAAAAUCUCUCAAGAUAUUUUAAUACGACUUUGGUUUGAUGGAAUGCGGAGCAUUACGGCUACCGUAGUCAGGCAUACUGUGCUUCAACAUACGGGUAAUGUUAUGAUGUAUGUAUAAGCAGUGUUGGCGCUUGGAAUUUUCAAAAUGGUGUCCCAGGGACCCUAUCUAGUCAAAAAAAUGGGGUCCCACAGUCAUUUUUUGGGGUCCCACUUUUCUGUAACCGUUUUGAAAACAAAUGAUAAAUAUAUGCAUUAUCCUGUUAUAUCUUAUAUUCUAUAUUGUGUUUUGGAAAAAGGUUGUCAUAAACGUUACUUAAUUCAUUAAAAAAAAUAAUACAAAAGAAAACACAUUUUUUUGCAUAUGUAACUUUAUUCAGUUAUAAACAUUCAUUUCUUCUUUCCUUCAUGGAUCUAAACUUUACCGCUGCCGGUAUUUUUUGCUAUAUUUUCAUUUAAUAAGUUGUAGGUGUAUUUAUUUCAGUAUAAAAGUGUAAAACGUUUUUUGCUUCGGUCAUGAAAUGAUGAUAAUGGUGUGCCAGGGCAUACAUGCAUAUGACAAAUUGAAUUGAUUAUUCUCACCUGUAUGUGGAUCAUCAGUCGUUUAAAAACCGCCACAUCUACACUUUCAUGGCAAAUAAUGCCAACAAACUUAGAAUUUGGCAAGUUACUUUCAAUGUCAUUUAAUACAGUGGCACGCAAUGCCUCGAGCAUUUCAUCUCUGGCUCCGUGAUGGCCAUAAGCUGUGUGUUCCCCUUUAAGAAUGGCAGUACGUGGGGAGAGUGACGUGUGUAAGUGAGUGGGCAAGUUAGGAGAGGGAGUGUUAGCAUGUUCAGGAGUGUUAAUAGAUUUGUGGAAAACAUAAAUAAAAAGUUGUAACAAAUCGACGGCCUCGUCAUUCCGACCCAAAAGCGGAACUGUAGGGACCCACUGCCGGAGAGUGGAGAGUGUUAUCACCGACAAUAUAUCGGCC
This is a messenger RNA of Entelurus aequoreus (snake pipefish), 3476 nucleotides long. RefSeq names its product hemicentin-2-like. Gene Ontology annotation, molecular function: MHC class II protein binding; protein tyrosine kinase binding. Gene Ontology annotation, biological process: positive regulation of ERK1 and ERK2 cascade; T cell activation; interleukin-15-mediated signaling pathway. The transcript has 9 exons. NCBI's taxonomy places the organism in Eukaryota, Metazoa, Chordata, Actinopteri, Syngnathiformes, Syngnathidae. The record is from RefSeq and is a predicted model, not a curated record. Gene Ontology annotation, cellular component: membrane raft; external side of plasma membrane. Bases 218 to 1711 code for a protein of 497 amino acids.